AUUGUGUCGCAUCUGACGCUACGAGAUCUCCUACACCUGACCUGGACGUCCAGACACUUCCGUGAGAUGCUCAUGAGCAAGUCGCGGAAGCACCUCUGGGCAGCUGCCAGACGCAAUGACUCCGAGCUGCCCGACCCGCCUCCGAGUAUCAGUGAACCUCGUUUAGCAGCUGUUCUCCUUUCUUCUUUCUGUUUCGUGAGUGUUUGGCUCGAUGUCGUCGGAAAGGAAUGCUGA
Molecule: messenger RNA, 234 nt
Organism: Phanerochaete carnosa HHB-10118-sp
Lineage: Eukaryota; Fungi; Basidiomycota; Agaricomycetes; Polyporales; Phanerochaetaceae
Exons: 1
Source: RefSeq, a predicted model, not a curated record